Molecule: messenger RNA, 471 nt
Organism: Porites evermanni
Lineage: Eukaryota; Metazoa; Cnidaria; Anthozoa; Scleractinia; Poritidae
Source: the annotation of a GenBank genome assembly
AUGAAGGAUGGUUAUUUAGUCUCUACGUUAGAAUGUUGCACUGUUUCUGACGAUACCGUCACCUGUCGCCUGACCUUGUGGGGAACAGUCAUCCAAGAAGUCGCAAAUCACAACUCUUAUUCCAUUACAGAUGUGUGUGUAAAGAUCUUCAACUCCAUCAAGUAUCUCACAUCUACUCCUGCAACAACCUUUACCAUUGCUGAAGAAUCCUAUGAACCCCCAACUGAAGAAGAUUUCUCCACACUUUUCGAUGCCGUAUCAAAUUACGUUCCAAAAAUCCUACUGGCUGAUAGUUACAAGACUUGGCUGGCGUGCAUGAAAUGUGGAAAACAAAUCACUGAAGUUACAACAAACACUGCGAGUCAUAUCAAAUGUGCCAUUUGCAGCACUGUGCAACCUCUCUCCUCAUGUCACCUGAAAGGAUCCGUUCGCAUACAAGUCCAACCGGACGACAAUGCUGAACCUAUCUGA